This is a messenger RNA of Alternaria ethzedia, 819 nucleotides long. RefSeq lists its product as uncharacterized. NCBI's taxonomy places the organism in Eukaryota, Fungi, Ascomycota, Dothideomycetes, Pleosporales, Pleosporaceae. The coding region runs from base 1 to 819 and encodes 272 amino acids. The transcript is spliced from 3 exons. The record is from RefSeq and is a predicted model, not a curated record.
AUGGAAUCUGCAGUGCCAGCAAAGCGACAAUGGAAGGGCCGCACCGACGAGCAGAAAGCCGAGCGAGCCCGAAAGCGCCAGCAACAAAAGUCCGGGCUCAACGCGCGAGGAUCACGUACAUCAACUGGCAAGAAGCCAACGAAAGUGCAACGCGUGUUCAACAAGCUUGAUGAAUGGAAGCCAGAGGAGCUGGGAUUCACAGCUGGCAUCAAAGAAAUCGAAUUUGGACCAGACUUUGUGGUGCAGGACGCGCAUCUUGACGCGAUCGCUACAGCUGACGAAGCUUUUCGUACCAAACUAGAGAAGAUAGGUUUGGGCGCGCGUCUUGGUAAAACAAACAUGCCCAUCACCGACGAUGCAGUGGUUCGUCUAGCACGCGCGUGCCCAAACCUCAAGACCCUGCGGCUUGAUUCGGCUCUUCUCAUCACAGGGACGUGCAUCCCACCCAUCCUCACAGCAUGCCCAAACAUCACUUCGCUCUGCAUUACCGGCCACAACGGCCGCACAGGCAACUUAAACCUAGACAAUCUCAAGCCCAUGGCCGACGACCCCGACAUCUCCGUCAGCGCACCCAAACUCAAAAACCUGGAUCUGCGCCGCGCGAUCAACGCUGCACAGCAAGAAGACUACUACGAUGUUCUGAGAGCCAUUACAAGACCGGAGGGUCGGAAAAAUAAGCUGGAAGUGCAGUUUCAGCAUCCGACUUAUCAUUGGGAGAAGGGCUACAAGAAUGGCAGGGAGAAACAGCCGAGAAUGACCCAAGCGAUGAAGGAGAAGGAGAUGCUUGAGGAGGUAAUGUGGGCGGUGAAAGUGCGAUAA